Solea senegalensis (Senegalese sole) is the source of this 1432-nucleotide messenger RNA. Its product is annotated as testicular acid phosphatase homolog. The record is from RefSeq and is a predicted model, not a curated record. Lineage: Eukaryota; Metazoa; Chordata; Actinopteri; Pleuronectiformes; Soleidae. The transcript has 12 exons. Gene Ontology annotation, cellular component: lysosome; postsynaptic membrane. Bases 14 to 1285 code for a protein of 423 amino acids. Gene Ontology annotation, molecular function: receptor tyrosine kinase binding; acid phosphatase activity; protein tyrosine phosphatase activity. Gene Ontology annotation, biological process: peptidyl-tyrosine dephosphorylation involved in inactivation of protein kinase activity; lysosome organization; regulation of neuronal synaptic plasticity.
ACAGAUCAUCAACAUGGUGUCGUGCACAGAGGAACAACAGCUUAAAAAGAUGUGGAAGUUCCAGGAAAGUUUGCUCUUCUUGUUCCUUCUCUGUUGCGUCUGCUCUGAGUGUCGGGUGCUGAAGUUUGUUGUCGCCGUGUUCCGACAUGGUGAUCGAUCGCCCAUUGAGUCUUAUCCCAGAGAUCCUCAUGGAGAGGGAGUGUGGGCCCAGGGGUUCGGACAGUUGACUGAGCUGGGCAUGAAACAACAGUUUGAGCUGGGCAGGUUUCUGAGGAGGCGAUAUGGGAACUUUCUCAGUGAGGACUACAACAACAAAGAGUUGUAUGUGCGGAGCACCGACUACGACCGCACUUUGAUGAGCGCUCAGGCCUGUCUCGCUGGAUUGUUUCCCCCGACCAGACGGCCACCACCCAUCGUGCCCCAGUUGCUGUGGCGGCCUGUUCCAGUGCACACUGUCCCCCGGGCUCAGGACAAGCUGUUGAAGUCUCCAGGCAAAGACUGUCCUAAGUUCAGAGCGUUGAUGACAGACACCUUUAAUAGCGAGCUGUACCAGAGGUUUCUGAGGACUCACCAGGUCUUUGUGCAGAGACUCUCCAACCACACAGGCUACCCCGUCUCUAAACUGAUUGGUAAAAAAAUAUGGCGGGUCUAUGACACACUUACCUGUCAGAGGAGGCAUAACUUGACACUCCCACACUGGGCCUCCCGAGAUGUUCUGGACACCUUGAAGGGAAUAGCCUCCUUUGAGGUCAUGUACGGCAUCGUCAGUCACAAGAGGAAAGAGAAGGCCAGGCUCUCGGGAGGAGUCCUACUGAGCGCCAUCCUGGGGAAUUUCUCCCGGAUCGUAGAGCAAGGCAGCCCUCUCAAGUUCAUCAUGUACUCCGCUCACGACUCGACACUCAUCACCCUCCAGGCAGCACUGGACGUCUACAAUGGCCUUCUUCCACCUUACGCUGCCUGUCAGCUCUUUGAGUUCUACCAGGAGUAUGAUGGAUCCUAUUCUCUGGAGCUUUACUACCGCAACGACUCCUGGAGGGAAGCCUACAACAAUAAUUUGCCAGGAUGUAAAGGUCUGAGCCCCUGCCCUCUGUCCUUGUUCAACGAGCUGGUGCGGGACGUGGUGCCACAGGACUGGGAGGCUGAGUGUGGGUUCAGGGUAAAAUGGUCAGGCACAGGUGUCCUCACAGCUCUUGCGGUGGCUGUGGGUCUGCUGGCAGUGGCGCUGUUGUUCAGCAUAGGAGUUGCAAUCCACAGGAGGAGAGCACACUACUCCAGGGAGGUGUAAAUUCAAUGUGCCAAAACAUACAGUUCCUGCUCCGCUUUAGAAGCAGCUUGCUUUUGUUUGUGUGUGUGUGUGUGUUACAUGUUCAUCAAUGGUAAUGAAAAUGAUUAAAUGUAGAAAUAAAAUGUCUUAGAAACCAACAAUUGUUAA